Molecule: messenger RNA, 9237 nt
Organism: Thalassophryne amazonica
Lineage: Eukaryota; Metazoa; Chordata; Actinopteri; Batrachoidiformes; Batrachoididae
Gene: tulp4a
Product: TUB like protein 4a
Exons: 14
Coding region: 855-6095 (1746 amino acids)
Molecular function (GO): protein binding
Source: RefSeq, a predicted model, not a curated record
CCUCCAAAUAUCGGAUAGAAGAAGAAGUAGUAGUCACGUGACCCAGCUGUGGCCCUCCCAGUGUUAAAGUAGCGGGGCUGACCUGAGCGCUUGACUGGUCAUUGAUGUUGCUCCGCUUUUGUUUACUACAGUUUUGGACCCAUGGGAUUCCCAAGGCAGAUUAAGAGACUGGUCUGACUGGUAGAUGUGAUGGUGUUACCGGGUGCAGGGGCUCUCCUGCGGGCUGACAGCUGAUGCAGAGGAGUCCCUGCUCCUCCUCCUCCUCCUCUCAGACAGACAGCCGAUGAGGAGGCAGCAGAGCCUAGAAAUGACACACUGAAAAAAACUUGAGCAUGGAUUAACUGGAAGCACUGGGAUGAGCGGAACAGAUUGGAUGCUUUGCCGGAGUAAAUGUCUGCAAGAUUUAAUCCACUGAAAUGUAUUUGAAAACGGCAAGAAAAAACUGCCAGAGUGGGUUUCUGGAUAUUUGUCCCGUGCGUUUAUCUGUUGCCUUUAUAUUGAGAAACCAUCAACACGGCAGUUUACUGACUCAGCACAACAUCAUGAAUUAAAUGUGUGCCUUUUCUUGUCUAAGCAGUUUAUUCGGCUCCAAAUUGUAUUUAACCUCGUGUUUUAUGACCUCACUAAUGCUUUAUAGAAAUUUUCACUGAUCAACUUUAAGAGUUACAAACUGCCAAGAAAGUCAAUUAAAAAUAAAAAAUGCAAGGACUGUGCAUCCAUAUCACCGUAUUAUAUCCAUCACUGAAUCCGUAACUUCAUUGGAAGAACGGUGCUUGUAACAGUACCAACCCCUCUGAAGGUUUUCUUAAAGUCCUGCAAGAUUUUGGCCCACGGGGGUGGAGAGAGCUGCGGGAAUGUUUGCUGCCGUGGAGCAUGGCCCGGUACUCUGCAGCGACUCCAACAUCUUGUGUCUGUCAUGGAAGGGCCGUGUGCCCAAGAGCGAGAAGGAGAAGCCUGUAUGCAGGAAGCGCUACUAUGAGGAAGGCUGGCUUGCCACCGGAAAUGGUCGAGGAGUUGUCGGGGUCACGUUUACAUCCAGUCAUUGCAGGCGGGAUCGGCCUACCCCACAACGAGUGAACUUCAACCUCAGAGGACACAACAGCGAGGUGGUCCUGGUGCGAUGGAACGAGCCCUUCCAGAAACUGGCUACCUGUGACACAGAUGGAGGGAUUUUUGUUUGGAUCCAAUAUGAAGGUCGCUGGUCUGUAGAGCUGGUCAAUGACCGUGGAGCUCAGGUGAGUGAUUUCACCUGGUCCCACGAUGGCGCUCAGGCUCUUAUCUCCUACCGUGAUGGUUUUGUCCUGGUGGGUUCAGUCAGUGGGCAGAGACACUGGUCAUCUGAGAUCAACCUGGAAAGCCAGAUUACUUGUGGUAUCUGGACCCCUAAUGACCAGCAGGUCUUGUUUGGUACUGCAGAUGGACAGGUGAUAGUGAUGGACUGCCAUGGGCGCAUGCUGGCCCACAUUCUGCUGCAUGAGUCUGAUGGUAUUGUCAGUAUGUCCUGGAACUACCCCAGUUUCCUGGUGGAGGACAGCAGUGAGAGCGACACAGACUCGGAUGAAUUCUCGCCACCACAAGUGCACAACCGGAAACCAAUGCUGACAGUCAGCUUCACCUCUGGAGACAUCAGCCUCAUGAACAACUACGAUGAUCUUUCUCCCAUCCUCAUCCACACUGGUCUGAAAGAUGUGGUGGUCCAGUGGUGCUCCCAAGGGGACCUUCUGGCAGUGGCAGGGAUGGAGAGAACUCUUCUCUCCCUUGAUCCUGCCUCUCCAUCACCCACCAGGAAUGCGAUUGUCAAGUUCUACAACAUUUGUGGUGAACACAUCUACACAAUGGACACACCAGCACAGCGUCCUAUCACCACGCUCUGCUGGGGUCACCGGGACUCUCGUCUGUUUUUGGCGUGCGGCCCUGCGCUCUACGUUGCACGAGUGGAGCAUCGUGUCGCCAGCUUGCAGCUCCUUUGUCAACAGGGCAUCGCUGCGGCACUGAAGGAGGAAAAAGAUGUCGCCAAGCUCACCAUGCCUUCCCGCCUCUGUUCUUAUGUCACUGCGGCGUUUGUCCCUACCAUCAAGCCACCAAUACCAGAUUCUAACAACAUGCGCGAUUUUGUGAGCUACCCAACAACCGGGAAUGAGCGUCUGCACUGUACCAUGAAGCGCACAGAGGAUAACCCUGAGGUGGGGGGGCCUUGCUACACUCUUUACCUGGAGUACCUCGGAGGUCUGGUGCCUAUCCUCAAGGGUCGGCGAAUCAGUAAACUGCGCCCUGAAUUUGUCAUUAUGGAUCCCAAGACAGACGGAAAAACAGAUGACAUAUACAGCAACAGUUUAAUAUCUGCCAUGAUUGACAGCUGUAACUGUUCGGACUCCAGUGACAUUGAGCUGAGUGAUGACUGGGUUGGCAAAAAAUCUCCAAAAAUAUCGAGGGGCAGCAAAUCCCCCAAACUGCCCAGAGACUUAGUCUGUCCCUUUACCAACAGGAUCAACAUUGAUCCCAGAAAAUCUCCUAAACUUUCCCGAGCUACGCAGGAGGUAUCAAGGUCACCACGGUUACCCAUAAGGAAGCCCUCGAUUGGAUCUCCAAGUCUAUCAAGGAGGGAAUUCCCUCUAGAUGACAUCACUCAGCAAAAUUACCUUGCUCAGGUCACAUCUAAUAUUUGGGGAACAAAGUUUAAGAUUGUGGGUCUGGCUACUUUUUUGCCUACCAAUCUUGGUGCAGUAAUCUAUAAGACAAGUCUCCUCCACCUACAGCCCAGACAGAUGACCAUCUACCUGCCAGAGGUGCGCAAGAUAUCCAUGGACUACAUCAAUCUUCCGGUCUUCAGCCCUAAUGUCUUCAGCGAAGAUGAAGAUGACCUGCCUGUUACAGGCCCUGCUGGCAGUGCUGAUGACAAUCCACCCUGCACUGUUAACAUCCCCAUUGCACCCAUUCAUAGUCCUGCCCAGGCCAUGUCUCCUGCUCAAAAUAUUGGCCUUGUUCAGUCACUUCUGGCUAAUCAAAAUGUUCAUCUGGAUGUGCUAACAAAUCCCACAGUGACGCCAGCUGGGAUGACUGCGAGUGGAUCCGACCAAAGCCACGACGCCACCAUACUAACGGCACAGUACACAGUUCCAACCCGGUACUCCAGUCCGGGUCAAGUCAUUUUUGGGGGACUGGACAUGGGACGGCUAAUGGUGGGAUCUCCGCCGUCUCAUCAUCCUUCACAACAACAGCAACCACUAAGCCACCAACAACAGCAGCUCCAACAACUCCAACAGCAACAGCAGCUUCAACAACAGCAGCUUCAGCAGCAACAGCAGAUCCAACAACUUCAACAGCAACAGCAGCUUCAACAGCAUAUGUUGCAACAGCACAUCCAGCAGCAGCUCCAACACAUCCAGCAGGAGCAGCUCCAGCAGCACAUACAGCAACAGCUGCAACAGCAGCAGAAUCAGAUGCAGCAACAGCAGCACCCCUAUCAAAUUCAACAACCACCACAACAGCUCCAAAUUCAAAUCCCUGUCCCCUCUGUGUCAUCAAGUCAGCCUUCAGCUGUUCAUCAACUCCAGCCGGGGGCGCUGCAGAUCCCGAUCCCUCAGCCGCCUUCUGAUUUGGUAGUUGAGAGAAUUGCAGGGGCCGACCACGAGCUUUUACUUAAAAUCAAGACAAAUCUGUCAGCUCCGCAGCUGGCGGAGGGCGAUACAGUGGUGUUCGCUGCUCCCCUAGAGAUGAGCAAAAUGAACCCCCCGCCGCCCUACCCCGGGACAGUGGCUGCUGCAGCCUCAGCAUCAGCUUCCAUUGCUGCAGGAAGCACCAGUGGGACCCUUCCCCCUGCUGACCUUUGCCUGAAAAAGGGUGAGUCCCCACUUUAUGCUUCUGGUCAGCCACCAGCACAGUACCCCACACCGCUGGGUUAUGAGAGGAUAACCACCUUUGACAGCAGUGGAAAUGUGGAGGAAGUGUGUCGGCCUCGUACGCGCCUCGUCUGUAAUCAAAGUGUCUACACAUUACAGGGGCCUGGCAGCUCAGCCACUCUCAGGGUCAACUCAUCAUCUUCGGCUGAUAGCAAGAAGGUUCAGCUGCCCUUCUCCUCUGCCACACUUAACAGACUCACUGUGCCCCGCUAUUCCAUACCUAGUGGAGACCCGCCCCCAUACCCUGAGCCUGCCAAUCAGAACACUGCCAUCGGCAGGAAUCCUGGACAGAGGUUCGAUACCAGUUUGAUCCACGCAACACUCAGAAGGAACAGCCGAGAAGCCGCUGUCAAAGUUUCUCAGAUGCUGGAGCCACCUAGGCCACUGCCUCCAAAGACUAAGAAUAGUGCACUAGCAGCCUCUUUCCAACAGAGGGUGCCACCAGCCUUAUACACCUGUAGUCAGUGUAGCAGUGGAUCCAGUAUUGGAGGCACUGCCCCAGGUAGCACUAAUGGAAUAGCAGGGGGAACUAUUAUUAGACAGGACUUUCCUCCAGGGAAUGGGGCACCACAUAGUACAGUUAUUGUUCACUCAAACAGUGCAACUCCACUAGCCUCUCAGUCCUCUUAUAACCUACUGAGCAAUCUUGAUGGAUCUGGAACUGGGACAGCGGGAGGAGGAAACAAAGACAAAGCUGACUAUGUUAAUUCAGCUUUUACAGAGGAUGAAUCAUUAAGUCAGUCACUGAGGCAUCUGUCACUGGGAGGAAAUGAUACGUCAGGUCUAGUUAUCAAACGUCCCCCGCCCUAUCAGUGGGACCCGGCUGCCACAGAGGAGGUGUGGGUUCCUCAAGAACGGACAGCAUCACUCAACCCCAUUCCCCCAUCUGGAUCUCACAAACCACCCCCCUUAAUUAUCAGUCCAGCUCAGCAUUUGGAUUUGUCCAGACUGCCUUUUGUUCUGUCUCCAAAGUCUCCCACCAACCCAAAUGCUCCAUCGUUCCAAGCCGCUGUGGCAGCUGCUGGGUACCAAAUUUCUCUUCAGUACCCCCAGGCAACUGCCUAUUCUGGAGCUCAGCUCCAACCAGUCCCAGGGCCACCAAACCCUUGUUCAUCUCCAAAUGAGGUCGUGGCACCAGUGCCCUUUUCACAGGCGGAUGCAUCCCUAGUUUUACCACCAGGUUACCCAGCAAAUCUGGCCAACAUAGCCUGCUGUUCUCUUCCACCUAUGUAUCCAGGAGGAAGUACUUGUGCCGGGCUUCCCAUCACUCCCGUUGCCCUUCACACACCCUGGGGCACCUAUAACGCUUGCCCCCCAAUGCCUGCUCCUGCAGUCCCACUGCCACCCAAAGCCUCUCACAUGAGUGCAGACAAAAAGGUUCUCUCACCACCUCCGCCGCCACCACCUCCUCCACCAUCACCACCUCCACCACCAGAGCCACAAAGUCACGGGGGUCUAACGGAACCCAUGGCAGAGGGAAGGGAAUGCUUCCAGGAGGUACUUUCCCUAACCGAGAGUCCUGUGCCCCAGCGCUCAGAAAAGAUGAGCAAGAAGAACCGUAAGAGGGUGGAUAGUCUUGUCGAGGAAGCUAACAUGCAACCUGUGGCAGAAGGAAGCAAGUCCAAGAAAGAAGGCAGGGCUCUGGGUGAUUUCAACUCUCUGAUCGCCAGUCCACGGCUAGGAGGCAGAGACAAGAAGAAGUUGAAGGGACAGAAAGAGCAGCAGCUGAAGACCAAGAAGCUGAGUAAAGUCCCUGCAAAUAGUGAGUUCCAAGAUAGUUCAGAAAGCGAACCAGAAUUGUUCAUCAGUGGGGAUGAGCUGCUUAACCAGUGCCAGAGUGGGAAGAAGGGCUGGAAGAGUAAGAGGAACCUUAGGGCUGCCAAUGAAAUGGAUGAGAUUAAGUGCCGAAAGGCCAGUGAGAAGGAGGAUCGUGGCCUAGGUAGCCAGGGUUUCGUAUACAUCAUGGCAAACAAGCAGCCACUGUGGAAUGAAGCUACACAGGUGUAUCAGUUGGACUUUGGUGGACGUGUCACGCAAGAGUCUGCCAAAAAUUUCCAAAUUGAACUGGAAGGAAGACAGGUGAUGCAGUUUGGCAGGAUUGAUGGCAAUGCCUACAUCCUGGACUUCCAGUAUCCUUUCUCUGCUGUGCAAGCCUUUGCAGUGGCUUUAGCCAAUGUUACUCAGCGCCUAAAAUGACAAGUACCAUCCCAACUCAACUCAAGUUCUAGCUAAGAUUCGAUGCAAUCUCUUGGAAGUGGCCAGGUGGGUUCAUUUGACAUGAACAAACUUGAACUUUGGAGCUACAACUAAAACCAGCCUUGGGUCACGGAGAGAUACAAUCACGCUGCACUACACAAUGCUGCCACUAGAGAUGCCACAAAAAAACAUUGGCUGCAUUUACCAAGGAUGUUACACGUGGCACCUUGCAAUGCACGUAGGGCCAAAGAGCUGAGCUUUUUAUUUUUAUUUUUUUUUUCCUGUUUUUGUAAUCAUCAUGCAAAUAAAUGCUGCUUUAGCUAGAAGAUGCUUAAAGACAUGAUAACUGAAAGAGGAAUUGUCAACAGUCCAGCUUUCUAAAGGAGCAGCGAUGAUACUUGAAAACCACACUCUGGGUUGAAAGCUCCUUUUCUCCUAGCGUGUAGAGGUACUACUGGGCACUGAAAUCCAUUGCUGUACAAACCUAAGUGAAACAGUUACCACUUAAUUAUACUGCUUCUAGAAUUUUAUUAAAUUACUUGGCAGAGGACUGGGAAGCGGGGGGGGGGGGGGGGGGUGUCCUUGUGGUUUGCUCUCUGCCAUUUCUUUUACUAUCAGCCUUUCUUGGCUGAAAUUGAUGCCUAGGUUUACACAUUUUCGAGGAGCCCUUUUGAGUUCACGUUUUUCACUGUUAUGAAACAUCACUGUUGAAUACUUGGAAAGGUGACAUUAGAAAAUAGCCGAACUGAAAUGCAGUGUUUUCUACAAGGAUUCCUGGGACUUUGAAGGAAGUAGAAAUGUUGCUGUCCAAUGUUAAUUUAUACGUACACGUCUUAAUUUGUUGGGUAUUCUAUUGAAUAUGCUGUGUAACAUUGCAGUUAUGUGAUAUACAAUCUUCAUACCGUAACAUGGUUUUCAGCUUACCCACGUUAUCUGGGAGACUAGUAGUUGAAUUUGAAUAUUACUGUGUAGUUUGGAAACUUGAGAUAGGACUGACACAUCCUGUACUUGGUGAAAUCUCUCCAUGCGGUGACAGAGGUGCCUCUUGGCAUGAAGUGAUUUGUCACCUGCUGUCACUUCUGUGAAGUGAGUGUGUAUUUCGGGGCUGACCCUGCUAUUAAAACCCACAUUAACCAUGUUAGCAAGGUACAAGAUAUAUUUUUUUGUACAUUUUGCUCACUCCGUUUCAUAAUUCUUUUCCGAAGUUGUGUAAAUACAUAUCAGUCAUGUAAAUGUUGACUCUGACAGAUGUUUGUUUACACCUGUCUUCUCUACCGUGUUAGUCAGUGAACAUGCUUAGCCAUCUAGGUAGAGGAAGAUAGAAGAUAUCUUGAAGUUUAGUCAAAAGGAACUGGACUUCAUGUUUGGUCUUUUAAGAUGUUUUUCUGCUCACCCGAGUAGCUUUGUCCAGAAAUGUCUCGAAGACUAGGCUGUACUUAAGUAUACUUUCAGGUGUUUUUUAAAAACAAACAAACAAAAAAACUAUUAAGCUGAAAGAAUUUCUACCGACGCUUUGAAGUUAUAACUCCAGUGAAGGAUGAAGCGGUCGACAUUAUUUGAAAUCUGUAAUGCCGGUGACAUUUGAAGGCAGUUGAGUUCUCGAUAAUGCGAGAACGUAGAGUGAAGUCGGCCGAUGGGAGAGAAACAUUGGCAACAUGACAAAAGCCUGCAGUAGGAUUUGAAUGGAAACUACAAAUAGCUAAAAUUGCAGUAAUUAUUUAGGCUUGAAUUUUUUUUUUUUUUUUUUUUUUAAACGUGAUUCAAAUGUGCCAAUUUUAUAAUAUGAAAUGGGCCCGUAGGGAUGCAGAAAUGUGCUUGAUAUAAAGGAAGCUAUCAUGUCAUGCCAAUGCUCUAUAGUCUUUGAGUUGACCUUAUAAUCUUUUCCCAAAAUUACUGGAUUUCUGGGUUUAGAGGAUACAAGAUUUUGUACCAAGCCUUAUGACUGUGUUAUGGCAUGUUUGGCUAUUGAUGGGGUGCAUCAUGAAAACCCAAGUUAAUGCUUACAUAAAGGAUCAUGAUUAACCGGUUAAAAAUUAGGAAGACAAUAACAAAGUGCAGUUAUAGUGCUUUCAUCCAUUUCACCUGUCAAUAGUCAGACGGAGCAGUGCGAGAUGUUUUGGCUGUCCCCUCCUUGUCCAGGGUCUCUACGAUGGAUUCAGUAGAAAUCCGCAUUGGGAUUUGACACAAGUUUUACACUGGUAGUAAUUCCAGUUGUACAUGGAGAAACAUGUAGUAGUACCGGAUAUGAAAAAUGGUAACUCAAAAUCUAGUAAUUUCAGGAAAAUGCUUUGAGCGGGGUUUUAGUGUGCGACAAUAAAGAUACACAUCUCUCUCUGAGGCUGGUGCAGGGACGGUGACUGAAAAAUGUUUGUCAUCUGUAUUAAUCCUUGAAAAUGAAAGCGCAUGUCAUAAAAUAUAAUUUGUGUGUGUUUGUUGUGCAAUUAUUUCCCCCACUCCCCAGAAAAAAUUUAGAAAUCACUUUUUAGUUCAGAACCUCAGUUGCUGGUCUGUAUAUUUUAAUUUAUGAGAUUAUUUCCUAAAGGAGAUAGAGAUGUAUAUACAUACUGUAUAUUGUGGAGUUUUCUCAACUUGUGUUAAGUUUGUUAUAAUUGUUGCUCAAAUUGUGAUAUGGGGGGGGGGGGGUCAAGUAAAGGGUAAACUUUGUGUUUUGUGAAAUUUGCAAUUGGUGAAAUAGAUGUGAAUGAAUAAGCCCCCAGGUUAUGCAGCUGGUAGACUAGUUCUGUAGAGUGUAACUGUCGAGGUGCGUCUGUAUUCAACGUGCAGUCUACCAAUCCCGUAAGUGUUAAAUCGGUCAUCGAUCCUGUGUGCAGUCAUGUUUUUAAGAUGUGCACAAUGCAUUCACGGGUGUAAGCUACCAAGUUCAUGUUCUGAUUCACCAUUGGAGUUAUGUUGAUUCACUUUAAACUGAUUUGUACAGGCUGAAUUGUUGUAGAUAUUGUAGGAUUUGGCUUUUCUUUAGAAAAGAUAAUGUGCUUUGUAUUUGUCAGUGUAGAUUUAAAAAGUCUGAUUUGGUGACUGAACGUUUGUAGUGACUGGAUAGUAAGGCAUGCCAUGUAAAUUAUUUUAUAAUUGUAUAUGUUUCCACAUCUUUUGAAUAAAAUGUCAUUGUUUCAGAGAAAGG